AUGUUAGGUGUGUCGUGGUGUGAAGGGGUGCAGGUGACGGUGAGAGAUGACAGGCGGUUUGCCAUGCUUUUCCAGUCUGUGAUAUUACCGUGUCAGUACUCCAGUGUGUCCACUCAGACCCCUGUGGUUCAGUGGUGGUACAAGUCUUACUGUCGGGACCGUACGCGAGAUGCCUUCAGCUUCCCAGAGACACUGGGCGUCCGGGGCUCCGAGCUGGGCGCCUCGUCCCACCUGGACUGCGGAGACAGCAGCCGGACAGUUCGCAUCGUGGCCUCCGGACACGGAUCCUCCAUCACCCUACCUGAAUACUACAAGGGCCGAGACAUCUCUAUCAUUAAUAAAGCUGACCUGCGCAUUGGAGAGCUUCAGUGGGGAGACAGCGGGGUGUACUACUGUAAAGUGGUGAUCUCAGACGACCUGGAGGGACAGAAUGAGGCCAAAGUGGAGCUACUCGUACUGGGUAAGACAGGUGUGACUGAUGAUCUCCUGCCUGAGUUUGAGGUGCAGUUUAUGCCAGAGUGGGUGUUUGUGGGAGCUGUAGUCCUUGGUAGCAUCCUGUUUAUCCUGUUGGUGGGUAUCUGCUGGUGCCAGUGUUGCCCUCACUCCUGCUGUUGCUACGUGCGAUGCUGUUGUUGCCCGGAUACGUGCUGUUGUCCACGUCACUUGUAUGAGGCAGGGAAGGGGAUUAAGACCACCCCGUCCACAUCUAUAGCCAUGUACCCUCCUUUCUAUGUCCCCGGAGUGCCCACCAUGGUGCCCAUCGCCCCGCCCUCGCUCAUCGACUCCAAAAUGUCCGCAGCUCCUUCUCUGGAGAGCAACGCUGCCGCAGUGCAUAGUGCGUAUCGUGUCCAGACCACGCCGGAUCAGAACUCCCUGAAGAUGCUCCAGUAUGUGGAGAGGGAGCUGGCUCAGUUCAACCCCUCCAAGACCCUCAGCAGCCACAACUCCUGCAGCCAAUCAGAACUCAGUUCCCUCCACGAGGCAGACACAGACUUCCGCCAGACCUACCGGCAGGUCCAGAGAAAGGCGCUUCCUGCCAUUCCUGACCAUGACGAUCCACCAGAUCUCCAAAGAGAUCUGUCCCCUGUCCAUGGGAGAAGUGCCGCUCGGCACCAUCACCGAGGUAACCGGUUAGAGGAGGACCAGCCUGGCAGGUGGAACCCUCGUUCAGAGCAUUUGCAAAGGAAGGCGUUUCUUAUGGGCGGACGCACAGGCUCCCUGGACGAGCUGGAGGAGUUUGCCAUGACUUAUAUGCAACGGGGUCGCCAUGGUGAAUUUGACCGGGAAGAGGACUACAGGGCAAAGGACCGUGAGCGAGAUCGAGAUCGAGAUCGAGAUCAGGAUCACGAUCGUUACCCACAGUACAGGGAAAGGACCCAGCGUUAUCGUGCCAAGGACAGCCCAGCUGAGAUCAAAAGGGGUCGCCCACUCCCCCCGAGCCCCCCUCCCUUACCUGGGAAGCGACGGGGCACAUGGGACAGUGACCGGUUGUUCUCGCGCCGUGACGGAAGUGACCGGAGCCAUAGCGGAGGGGACUCGAGCGGUCGGGAGAACGGGAGUGGGCGGGACUAUGACGACUCUCUCCUUAACAGACUACUGGAGCGCAAAGCCAGGUCAGGAGGGAGCAGCAACAGGAGCAGGAGGCGCGAGGACGGUUCGGACACGCCCUCCAAGAGCAGUUCGAAAAAAAGCAGCGAACGGCUUCGUAGCCGGUCGCCUAGCAACCGCCCCAGGGAGGAGGAUGACUCUCUGCCACCAUACUCGGAGAGGGAGUUGGAGCGUUACCGUGACAACGAGUCACCCCAACGACCUCUCGCCUACACGCGGUCUGCUCAGGGCUCCUCGCAGACAGGACAAGAGGGCAGAGAGGAGCAGAGCAAACCUCGUAAAGUGAACACUCUUCUAAGCAGAGAUUCACUUAUAGUCUGA
Chanos chanos (milkfish) is the source of this 1929-nucleotide messenger RNA. RefSeq names its product immunoglobulin like domain containing receptor 2 (gene ildr2a). Lineage: Eukaryota; Metazoa; Chordata; Actinopteri; Gonorynchiformes; Chanidae. The transcript is spliced from 9 exons. The record is from RefSeq and is a predicted model, not a curated record. The coding region runs from base 1 to 1929 and encodes 642 amino acids. Gene Ontology annotation, cellular component: membrane. Gene Ontology annotation, biological process: pancreas development.